Molecule: messenger RNA, 829 nt
Organism: Drosophila subobscura
Lineage: Eukaryota; Metazoa; Arthropoda; Insecta; Diptera; Drosophilidae
Product: protein matrimony
Exons: 1
Coding region: 100-711 (203 amino acids)
Molecular function (GO): protein binding
Source: RefSeq, a predicted model, not a curated record
GUGCUCUUGGGCGCCGCCAUUGCCAUUUAAUCAGCGUGUUCUUGCCGUACCGUAUCAUUGUCCAAGUGUAAUUGUCAUUAAAUUAAAUUGUGAACAAAAAUGGAGGAAUGCCGCACACCCACAAACAAAAGCAAAUUCAACUUUAAUCUCACUCCCACGAUGAGGUGGAACCACCUGAAUGUGAACACAUCGAAUGUGCGUUGCUCGACGCCAAUCACGGGCGCUUUUCGUUCGCCCAACAUGUCGCCCAUACAGAGUAUGCGCGCCCUGAAGAGUCCCGCAAAGACCAUGCUGGCAAAGACGUUCAAGAAGCCGCCGCUGAAGAAAUAUAUGCAUCACAUGCACCGCACGGAGAUCGCAGCUCCAGUGGUCGUACUAUCCAAGAGGAAGGAGGAUGGCACCGAGCGGGAGCAGAAGAGCAACAGCAGUUCGGAUAACUUAUCCGACGAUUCGAAUGUUGAGACGUCGCUCUGCCGCGAGUCGCGUCGUCGCUCCAUAAUGGCCUCCAAUCACUCGUACGUGUUCAAUCACGGCGCCAAUGUGGAGCAGGUGCUCGUGCAUGUUGGCCUGGCGCAAUAUGUGGAUAAUUUCGAGAAGGCUCACAUUGAUCUGGUCGAUCUGGCCUCCAUGGAGAGAGAUGAUCUAAAAAACAUUGGCCUGUCCACCGAUGAGGAUUGCAAUCGCAUUUUGGAUGUGCUAAAAGAACUCUAAGGGAUUGCCCUAAGGGAUCGCUGGCGUAUCCAAACUCUAACAAUUUUAAGCUUAAGAUUUUAAUGCGUUUUAUGUACCACCCCAAAAAUAAUCAAAUAAAUCUGUAUGCAAACCUUCA